UAUAAAAUAAAUCAAUGCGAUUUAUAAUUUUUUUACCACGAGUUUGAUGAACUAAGGAAAGACGUGCACGUUGGGAGGAGUAUUAUUGAACGAAUUUAGUGAAUUUAUAUUUGAUAACAGAAGUGAAAAGGAAAACUAUGAAAAUGCGUUCAGUUGCGUUAGUUAUUGUUAUCACCGUGAAGUAUAUGUUAAACACAGACGGGUAUCCUAUAGAUAACGGAAAGGCGAAUAGGUCAAGAGAAUCAACUAACAUUAGUUCAACGAUUAAAUUAAAUACCGUAGAAAUUAUGCGAGAUAAGGUUGCCAAGUUAACAAGGACUACGCAAACUACUAGCGAUAUUCAUGCAGAUAAUACCGGUAGUCUUGGUAAGGUACAUAAAUAUAUACCGGUAAAUAGUAAAAUAAGCAACGGGUUUUAUAGUGUUGAUGACAUAUUUGAAAAACGCGGUCUAAACCCCACAAAUAGUAGUUCUGAUAAAGGCUCGAAGGAAAAACGUUAUAAACUUUUUUUAAAUGAUGUCGAGAAUAACGAACUGCAUGAAAAGACGAAUUCAGAAAAUAUAGUAAGUUCUUAUGCAGAAGAAGUAUUCUCAGAAAGUGAAGUGGAUAUAUCAGAGAAAAAUUCAAAUGAUGACCGGAACAGUGGUGCCGCCGGUAACUAUGAUACGAAUACAGAUGAAGGAGACGACGUGCAAAAUGACGAUACUGCAGGGGUUGAGAAACCCAGAGUGGAGAUACGGGUGUCCGUGAUGAAGAGGUCAGGACGAUUCUGGGAGCCUUGGGAACUCAACAACAAUGUAUGUCCACCGUCUUUGUGCACAUCGAACGACGAGAAUGUCAGACCACGUGGAACAGGUGGUUCCGUCUUCUACAACGGCGACAUAGUGCUAGAUUCGGAGUCCUCGAAGAUCAUAUUUUCGAAUGAUAUUAUGUUGCCAUAUCGACGGAAACGCGCCACCAUGCGGAGCUCGAGGACGUGGAUAGGUGGCGUAGUGCCAUAUGUGUUUGCAGACGACAUUAACCCAAAAUCCAAAAGAAUUAUAAAUAAGGCCAUGAAAGAGAUUGAGAACAAAACAUGCAUCAAUUUCCGGUCUAAGAAAGGAAAAGAUUCCGACUACAUCCGCUUUAUAAGCGAGCCAGGAUGCUGGUCGAGCGUAGGCAAGGUAGGUGGGGAACAGAAGGUGUCGAUAGGUCUCGGAUGCGAGCGUCUCGGUACAGCCAUACACGAGAUCUCGCAUGCUUUGGGAUUCUGGCACGAGCAGGCCCGACCCGAUCGCGAUGGUUACGUUAAGAUACUGGAGGAGAACAUAUCCCCGCGGUACCUACCAGACUUCCGGAAAGCAGAUCCGGCACUCGUCUCUAGUCGGGGAUAUCCGUACGAUUACGAGAGUGUCAUGCACUAUAGCGAGAGGGCGUUCACGAAUCUAGGGGAGAAAACUAUCGAGGUCAUCGGAGUGGGACAGAAACUGAAGAUGAAGAUUGGACAGCGAGACGAGCUAAGCAAUAUUGACAUCGCGCAACUCAGGGACAUGUAUCACUGCAACGAUAAGAAGGACGAUAAUGACACAUAUUGUCCGGACGGAUGGCAGAAACACGGCCGAAGCUGCUACCGUUUCGAGGCGAAAAUGGCCGAACAGUUCUCCGGAGCGGCCCGAUAUUGCGAAGGAUUGAAAUCAAAACUUCUCCAUAUAAAUGACGAACGAGAGGACCUUUACAUACAGCGGACAUUGAAAAAGAAAUAUAAGGGAGUGAAAGUCUGGCGUACCGGUGGUCGCUCGUAUAACGGCACGUUCCAAUGGCACAACGGCGACGCUCAGAUGCCUGACGACAUGACGUACACCAAGUGGGAAAAGGGUCACCCAGCCACCUAUAGCUCCUUGGCGCUCGUCUAUGACCGAAAGAAUGACAGUAUCCGGUGGCAAGGGGUGUGGUUGGGGUCGCAGUCGCAACUUCCGGAACAUGCGUACCCAUUCAUUUGUGAGCGGCGAGCUAGAAGAAAGUGUAUAAAAGGACAGUACACGGACGGAAGGGACUACCGUGGGACGCUUGACCACACGGUGGACGGCCAUACGUGCCAGAAGUGGACCUCGAGGUACCCACAUGACCACAACUUGCUUCCGUACCAGAACACCAUAGAACCCGUAGAAAACAAAGACGGAUUAGGUGAUCACAACUUCUGUAGAAAUCCAUCAAACAGACGAAGAAGUCGACCCUGGUGUUACACGACCAAGAAAAACUACACGUGGCAAUAUUGUGACGUUAGCGUCUGUUCGAAGAAACUACAGGCAGAUGACAAUGUUGUUGUUAAAAAUAAAAUUUUGGAAACCAUUAGAUCAGAUACAAACAAUAAUAAUUACUCAAUUAAUACUUCAAACAAGCGACACGAUAACGUUAAAAACGACAAAAAUGAUAAUAAUGGCUCGAAACGGAAACAUACUAAAUUAUUAAAGGGAGGCAACUCAUGAUAAUAGGAAAAUUGUCACAAUAGAGUUACAUUGCCUGCUUAUCACUCGUUGAAAUAGGCUGUUACCUGCAGAUGUGGUUUUUAUCUCUCGCGCAUUUGCAGGUAACAAGCUCCUUUUAACGAAAUUAACCCGGUCUCUAAAGAUGAGAUAGCACUGUUAUUGUCUGGCAAGACCUGGUAGUGAUGAUAUCAGAACUUUAUGGUGACCAGGCAAAUCAUAUUUUGUGCCAUGAAUAUCAUGCGAGAUAGGAAAAUGUCUUGUUUCGUGUUAAACGACCUACUCUACAUGUACGUAUGCACAUACCUUAACAUAGUUAAGUGAGAUUAUCAGAUACGUCUCAAUGUCCCAAAAUACUUACGCAGCAAUGUUUGUAUAUAUCGUUUUACAGUUAUAGAAUCAUUAACACUUUACUCAAUAAAUAAAUAUAAAUCAAUACCAUGAAUACACUUCUAAAAUAACGGUUUUGGUCAGGGUACCUGACUCGAGCGUAUUAUUACGUAUUAUAGAGAUGUAAUAACGCAUUAUACAAAUACGCAUUCCAGAUAAAAAGGAAAAAAAGACAAAAUGCUUAAACAACAAAUUAACAGCUUUGAAUAAAUACAUACUUAUGUUAUGAGUGUUUUCUUUAAAAUUAACAAGUGUGAUAUUUAAAGUAUUAUGUAUAUGAUAUGAGCACAUACGGCAUAAUCGUAAAUACCAACAUUUCGUUUGUUAUAUUUUAUAUUGUCAUCUACCUGUGCACUCGACCAGUCCUGAAUGUAAUCUGCUAUGCCGUCAUGUUUAUGUUUCGUUGUCAUUAUGUACAUAUGUGUGUUGUUAUUUGCGUUAAAUAAAAGUAAAUGCGUG
This is a messenger RNA of Dreissena polymorpha, 3311 nucleotides long. RefSeq lists its product as uncharacterized. The record is from RefSeq and is a predicted model, not a curated record. The transcript has 11 exons. NCBI's taxonomy places the organism in Eukaryota, Metazoa, Mollusca, Bivalvia, Myida, Dreissenidae. Gene Ontology annotation, molecular function: zinc ion binding; metalloendopeptidase activity. The coding region runs from base 138 to 2465 and encodes 775 amino acids. Gene Ontology annotation, biological process: proteolysis.